Molecule: messenger RNA, 1158 nt
Organism: Diospyros lotus (date-plum)
Lineage: Eukaryota; Viridiplantae; Streptophyta; Magnoliopsida; Ericales; Ebenaceae
Exons: 2
Coding region: 1-1158 (385 amino acids)
Biological process (GO): DNA integration
Molecular function (GO): RNA-DNA hybrid ribonuclease activity; nucleic acid binding
Source: RefSeq, a predicted model, not a curated record
AUGCUCAAAUGGGCAGUAGAGCUGAGUGCUUUCGACAUCGACUAUCGACCUCGGCCGGCCAUCAAGGCGCAGGCUCUUGCCGACUUCAUCGUGGAGGGUACCCUACCAGAGGAAGCAGACGAAGGGAUUUCCCAGACUUGGACUCUCUCUGGCCCCGAUGGCCAGGCUUGGCCGUAUGCCCUCCACUUCGAGUUCAAUGCCUCUAACAAUGAGGCCGAGUAUGAGGCGCUCAUUGCCGGGCUCAGACUAGCGGAACAGAUGGGAGUCAGGGAUCUGGAGGUAUAUUCUGACUCGAAUUUAAUUGUGCAGCAGGUCACAGGGGAGUUCAAGGCCCGAAAGGACGUCAUGGCCCAAUACUUGGCGAUAGCCAAGGAUCUUAUGGCACGAUUUCAGACAGUGAAAAUCAAUCAUGUCCCACGGGCACAGAAUGCAGUGCCGGAUGCUCUCUCGAGGAUAGCUGCUUCUUUAUUCCCUAGGAAUUCCCGAGCUGUUUACAUGGAGUCGUUGCCCCAGAGGAGCAUAGAGACUGAGGCAGAGCAGCUUUGCGUGGAAGGGGUUGAAAGUUGGAUGGAUCCCAUCGUAGCACAUCUGACCAAGGGAUGGCUACCCAAGGAGGAACAGGAAAGUCGAAAACUCAAGCACCAGGCUGCCAAGUUUCUACUGGUGGGAUCAGACCUUUAUAAGAAAUCCUUCACUCAGCCGCUGCUGAAGUGUGUGGGACCGGUCGAGGCCGACUACAUCCUAAGGGAAAUCCACGAAGGGAUUUGCGGCAGUCACAUCGGAGCUCGGUCUCUCUCCCAGAAGGCACUUCGGCAGGGGUAUUACUGGCUGACAAUGAUGAGCGACGCUGGGCAUUUGGUCCAGACUUAUGAGAGAUGCCAAAAAACUUCCAACCUGGUUCACACCCCGGUAGCUGAACUCACCCACCUGGCUUCGCCUUGUCCGUUUUCCAGGUGGGGAGUCGAUAUCCUCGAGCCUUUUCCACUAGCGGCUGGACAUAACAAAUACUUGAUAGCAGCCAUCGACUACUUCACUAAGUGGGUGGAGGCCGAGCCUGUGGCGACUAUUACAGGCUGGAGGGUAAAACAAUUCCUUUGGAAAUCCAUCGUCUGCCGGUUUGGUAUUCCAAGGGUGCUAAUAACUGACAAUGGCACCUAA